This is a messenger RNA of Phalacrocorax carbo (great cormorant), 2408 nucleotides long. The record is from RefSeq and is a predicted model, not a curated record. NCBI's taxonomy places the organism in Eukaryota, Metazoa, Chordata, Aves, Suliformes, Phalacrocoracidae.
CUGCUGCCGGAGCCGAACGGGGCCGAACGGGGCCGAACGAACCCGAACGGGGCCGAACGAACCCGAACGGAGCCGAACGAGGCCGAACGAGGCCGAACGGAGCCGAACCCGAACGGAGCCGAACCCGAACGGAGCCGAACCCUUCCCGGAGCCGAACGAACCCGAACGCGGAGCCGAACCGGACCCGAGCGGAGCCGAACCGGACCCGAGCGGAGCCGAACCGGGCCCGAGCGGAGCCGAACCGGGCCCGAAGCGGAGCCGAGCGGAGCCGAGCGGAGCCGAGCGGGGCCCCGGCGGCCGCUGGAGCGCGGCGGGCGCGGAGCGCGAUGCUGCGGCCCGGCCCGCACCACCCGGGGCCCUGAAGCCGGACGAUGCCCCUUGGCCAUGGCGGCGCCGGCGCCCGUUAGGAUGCCGCUGCCGCCGCCGGCGUUGCUGCUGCUGCUGCUGCCGCUGCUGUCGGCCCCGGCGGCGCCGGCGGCGGCUCCAACCUCCUGCCCGGCGGCUUGUUCCUGCAGCAACCAAGCGAGUCGGGUGAUUUGCACCCGCCGGGAGCUGCUGGAGGUACCGGCCAGUAUUUCGGUCAACACCCGUUACCUGAACCUGCAGGAAAACCACAUCCAGGUGAUCCGCACCGACACCUUCAAACACCUCCGGCACCUGGAGAUCCUCCAGCUGAGCCGCAACCUGGUGCGGAAGGUGGAGGUGGGCGCCUUCAACGGCCUCCCCAACCUCAACACCCUGGAGCUCUUCGACAACCGCUUGACCACCGUCCCCACGCAGGCCUUCGAGUACCUCUCCAAGCUGCGCGAGCUCUGGCUGCGCAACAACCCCAUCGAGAGCAUCCCCUCGUACGCCUUCAACCGCGUCCCCUCCCUGCGCCGCCUGGACCUGGGCGAGCUCAAGCGCCUGGAGUACAUCUCGGAGGCCGCCUUCGAAGGGUUGGUCAACCUACGCUACUUGAACUUGGGGAUGUGCAACCUGAAGGAGAUCCCCAACUUGACGGCGUUGGUCCGGUUGGAGGAACUGGAGCUUUCGGGGAAUCGCUUGGGUCGAGUCCGUCCCGGUUCCUUCCAGGGUUUGGGUAGCUUGAGGAAGCUGUGGUUGAUGCACGCCCGGGUGGCGGCGGUGGAACGCAACGCCUUCGAUGACCUCAAAGCUUUGGAAGAGCUGAAUUUGGCCCACAACGAGCUGGCCUCGCUGCCCCACGACCUCUUCGCCCCCUUGCACCGCCUGGAGCGGGUCCACCUCCACCACAACCCUUGGCGUUGCGAUUGCGACGUCCUCUGGUUGAGUUGGUGGUUGAGGGAGACGGUGCCGAGCAACACCAGCUGCUGCGCCCGGUGCCACGCGCCGCCGGCGUUACGCGGGCGUUACCUGGGCGAGCUGGAACCGGGGCACUUCACCUGCUACGCCCCCGUCAUCGUCGAACCCCCCGCCGACCUCAACGUCACCGAAGGGAUGGCGGCCGAACUCAAGUGCCGAACCGGCACCGCCAUGACCUCGGUCAACUGGUUGACGCCCAACGGGACGUUGAUGACCCACGGUUCGUACCGGGUGAGGAUCUCCGUCCUCCACGACGGUACGCUCAACUUCACCAACGUCACCGUGCAGGACACGGGGCAAUACACCUGCAUGGUGACCAACGCCGCCGGGAACACCACCGCCUCCGCCACGCUCAACGUCUCGGCCGCCGACGCCGCCGCCGCCGCCGCCGCCGCCGCCGCCGCCACCGGUUACACCUAUUUCACCACCGUCACGGUGGAAACCACCGACGCCGGCGGCGAGGAAGCGGCUCCUCAAACCGCCCCGGCGCCCACCGCCGGUUGGGAAGGCGCCGGCGGUUCCACGGCGGCUCCGGCGACCCGCGCUACGGGCAAACCUUUCACCGUCCCCAUCACGGCGGCGGCGGCGGGGACGGGCGGCGGGUUGCAGGAUUUGGACGACGUCUUGAAGACCACCAAGAUCAUCAUCGGUUGCUUCGUGGCCAUCACCUUCAUGGCCGCCGUCAUGUUGGUCGCCUUCUACAAGCUCCGCAAGCAACACCAACGCCACAAGCACCGCGGCGGCCCGGCGCGCGCCGUCGAGAUCGUCAACGUGGAGGACGAGUUGGCGGGCGGCGCCGGGGGUCCCGGCGGCGUCGCCGGCGGAGGAGGAGGAGGAGGAGGAGGAGGAGGAGGAGGAGGGGGCGGCGGGGACAACCGCUUGGCGCUGCCGGCGUUGGAGCGCGACCACCUCGACCGUUACGCCGCCUUCGCCGCCCAUUACGGCAACAGCGGGGCGGCGCUGGGCUGCGGCAAGAACCCGCUGCUCAACUCGGUGCACGAACCCCUGCUCUUCAAGAGCCCCUCCAAGGAGAACGUGCAGGAGACCCAGAUCUGACCCCCUCCCCCCACCCCCACCCCACCCCC